UCCAACCUUGGCUCCAAGCUAACAAAUCAAGUGGCUGGAUUCCUGUUCAAGGCAAAUCGUUUGAUUAGCACCCCCGAACCAAAACCGACCUCUGGAUUCAAACGUAAACAAAUGGAAAAGACCUGUGAGUGUGUGAUCGGAGCUCCCGAAUGGGAAUCGGAAUCGGAUACAGGCAGUGUGGGAUGCACUGAGGAGCCGAUGAAAUCGAAACCCGACGAAAGCUCUCUCCAAACCGAUAUGAGAAUUCUAAGAAAGUCCGCCUCCGCAGGCUCUCACCGGUUUAUCAACGGUAAACUCAUUCCAUGCGAUGGUGUGACAAAUUCCGAAAACAUACAAAACCAUACCCCGUCCGAAGUAUCCACCACGGCCAGCACAAUCAGUACAGCGUGUACACGUGUUUAUCUGUAUGAGGCGCUUGUACAACCAAAACAUCGGUCCCGAUUGUGGGAUCAUAUGCAAUUUUGGGAGGAUACGUUCUUUGAUACGGUUGCACAAGAACGAGAUAUGAUGGGACUAGAUCAGGCUCCGAUGGAAAUGCUGGAAAAAUUUUACAAUCUGACACCGACAGAGAAACGCAUUUUACAGUGUCAAGAAGAUCGCUUGCUGGCUACAUGUCUGUACAAUCUGAUCGGUUGUAUGCUCAUGAUGAAGGUAGAUCGAGAAGCAAUACGUACACGCAUUCGACGAAUUCAAGCUCGUUGUCGCCUUGGGUCGUAUUUUUCGAAUACACUAUCGCACUUGCUAGAUCAGCUACAAUAUCUCGAAGGAAAUGCUGUGGACUUGCUUCCUACAGUGACCAGAUGCAAUUGCUUGCACACGUUCCAUGUGCAGAAAUCCAGCGGGAAUUCCGAAGAUUGCAAAAUCUUUGAGAUUUAUAAAAAUUGCAUUAUUCUUCGAGAUCUGACUGGAGCCAUUAUCAAUCGAAUGGAUUGUAACUCUUCUCUCGGUGUCAUGCUGUCGGCCGAUGAACAUGCGAUUGUGUUAACAAUGAAACGUAACGGAGUGGAUGUGGCUGAAAGCUAUUACAGCCACCAGGCAAGACAAAUCUAUGAUGCUGUGAAAAUCUGGUUGGAUUCGGUCCGAGAACAAGCGGGCAACCUUUAA
Echinostoma caproni is the source of this 1104-nucleotide messenger RNA. NCBI's taxonomy places the organism in Eukaryota, Metazoa, Platyhelminthes, Trematoda, Plagiorchiida, Echinostomatidae. The record is from the annotation of a GenBank genome assembly.